Schistocerca serialis cubense is the source of this 2904-nucleotide messenger RNA. RefSeq names its product NADH-ubiquinone oxidoreductase 49 kDa subunit-like. Gene Ontology annotation, biological process: mitochondrial electron transport, NADH to ubiquinone. Bases 300 to 1712 code for a protein of 470 amino acids. NCBI's taxonomy places the organism in Eukaryota, Metazoa, Arthropoda, Insecta, Orthoptera, Acrididae. Gene Ontology annotation, molecular function: NAD binding; NADH dehydrogenase (ubiquinone) activity; quinone binding. The record is from RefSeq and is a predicted model, not a curated record. The transcript is spliced from 11 exons.
CGACAUACGCUUUACGCUGAAGUUUUCGUGGUUUUCGAUAAUUUUGUCCAAUGAACGGUAAUUCGUAUGGAUACACGAUUUCGCACAGAUCCAUCUUUAUGAGCACAGUAAGACGUACCUUGCGUCAUAUAUAGCUAUCAGUUAGAGGCAAAAUAAGUCUGCCGAGUCACUGUUGACGCUGUGCAUUCCACAGGGCGUGACUCAAUCCGAUGUCUGUAUAAACAUUAGAACUGUUUGACACGGUAGAAUCAGAAUUUCUUAUCAGUCAGUUGUUACCAUCGGCCACAGACCGAUUUGCAAUGGUUGGAAUCGUACAAAUGAUGUUACGGAAAAGUGGCUUGCCAGUAAACGGACCGGUGAAAAUGCUCUUACGCGUUCCAGCAACGAACUAUUUAUACAGGCAGAACAGGAAUGUGAAGAAAUGGUUCCCAGAUCCAGACUACAUGAAACAGUUUGAAAAUCCUGUUAUGUAUCCAAAUGAAGACACAGCUAAAUGGAAAAUGCCACCUUACAAUAGUAAAAUAGCUCCAGUGGAGAAGACAGUGCAGAAUAUGACUCUCAAUUUUGGUCCUCAGCAUCCUGCAGCACAUGGCGUACUUCGACUAGUGCUCGAGUUGGAUGGAGAGACUGUGAUGCGAGCAGAUCCUCAUAUUGGUUUAUUACACCGUGGAACUGAGAAAUUAAUUGAAUACAAGACAUACAUGCAGGCUUUACCAUACUUUGAUCGACUAGACUAUGUUUCAACAAUGUGCAAUGAGCAAUGUUACGCUUUAGCUGUGGAGAAGCUGUUGAAUAUUGAAGUACCAAGGAGAGCUAAAUACAUAAGAGAGAUAACUCGCCUUCUGAAUCAUAUUGUAGCCACAGCUUCCCACAUGCUUGAUGUUGGAGCAAUGACACCACUCUUCUGGCUCUUUGAAGAGAGAGAAAAGAUGAUGGAAUUUUACGAAAGAGUAUCAGGGGCAAGAUUGCAUGCUGCUUACAUUCGACCUGGUGGAGUCCAUCAGGACAUCCCCUUUGGUCUUUUGGAUGAUAUAUAUGAAUUUGUUAGCAAAUUUUCAGAGCGUCUGGAUGAAGUUGAAGAUAUUAUUACAACUAAUCGCAUAUGGAUAAAAAGAACUAAAGACAUUGGAGUAGUUUCAGCUGAAGAUGCUCUUAAUUAUGGAUUCAGUGGAGUGAUGCUAAGAGGAUCUGGCAUUAAGUGGGACCUACGCAAGACACAGCCAUAUGAUGCUUAUGAUGAGGUUGAAUUUGAUGUACCUAUUGGAACAAAUGGGGACUGCUAUGACAGAUAUUUAUGUCGUUUUGAGGAAAUGAGACAGUCUGUUAGAAUCAUUGAGCAGUGUCUAAACAAAAUGCCUCCUGGUGAAGUUAAGACAGAUGACAUGAAAAUAACUCCUCCUUCACGGGCAGAAAUGAAGCUGCAAAUUGUGUUACAGACAUCAAUGGAGGCAUUAAUCCAUCACUUCAAGUUAUUUACACAAGGCUGUCAUGUGCCACCAGGUGCUACCUACACAGCAGUGGAAGCUCCAAAAGGAGAAUUUGGUAUUUACAUUAUUUCUGAUGGCAGUUCCAAACCAUAUCGCUGCAAAAUCAAAGCACCAGGUUUUGCUCAUCUUGCAGCCAUUGACAAAAUUAGCAGAAGACUUAUGUUAGCUGAUGUUGUGGCUGUCCUAGGUACACUGGAUUUAGUGUUUGGUGAGAUUGAUCGCUAGACAGAAUCAAAGAAAAGAAAAAUAUGAAGAAAUAAAAUAUAGUUUUGAUGACAUAGAAGAUAUCUGAAAUAAACUCUGUUUAUAAGAAGUAUAACAAUAUUUUUCUCAGAUUUUAGUAAUUAUUAAAUUAAUAACAUCACUAUGCAUAAUUAAUAUAAUGAAUAUUAUGGAAUUGUUGGUGACAUCUCAUACUUGGCCCUGUAUCUAUUAUAGAGCCUGUACAUUAUUCAUAUGAAUGUUUUAUGGUUCAUCCAAUAAAAUGUACUCAUUAAUCAUACAAUUUAAGCUUUCAUGACUGGUACUGACACUGCUUACACCUUCUGCACUAAUAGGCCGUGAUCAAUGUAUAAAACUUUCUCCUAACAUUUCCUCUCUGACAGCAGGAGACAUCUCUAGAGGUAAAGUAGCAAACUACAACCAGAACUUAAGGGAGCGCCAAAUAUAUGGGCACUGCAGAGGGCACCACAGUCUAUCAUGGGACGUUGGCUACCAGGUUAGCUAUGGUACUGAAAGCAAUUGAUCAUCAUUCUUAGGUUGCGAUGUUGACAUCAUUAAAUAAAAUUCACUGAGACAAGUGUCAUAUUGAAAACAUCACAUUAUCCAGCCUGUAUCUAUAGAGAGGGUAUUGAGAUUUAUAAACACCACAAUAAUUUUAGCAGGAAAGAGGAAAGUGUUAAAUUAGAUAAAAUUUGGUUAUCAACAUUGCAAUGGAAUAAUAGUGAUCGAGUAAUUCCAGUUUUUAAUUGAUGGUAGUAUCACAGAUAAUCUUGUAGCCGACGUCUCAUAAUACACUGCCCAUACAUUCACCGCUCCCUCAAUUUCUGGUUGCAGUUUGCCACUUUUCCCUCUAAAGAUGUCUCCCGCAUUCAGAGAGGAAAUGUUAGCAGAAAGUUUUAUACAUUAACCACGGCCUAUUAGGCUGGAAGAUUUAAGUGGUGUGUGUACAUGUUAACUUACAACAGGAAUGCAAAAGUGAUGUGCUGACAAUGACCAAUGAAAAAGACUGAACUUCUCUUUUGGCUACAUGAAACAUGCAUUUGACAGUUGGACUAUGUAUUCCAAAACAGGUAAUGCUUUAGCACAGUGGUUGCUAAACUGUGUACUGUGGCACUUUGGUGUACCUUGGCUGUAAUGUAAGGGUGUCAGGAAAAUAUUCUAAAAUUAUAUGCUCUCUGCAACAGUGAUGAAUUGA